Molecule: messenger RNA, 2265 nt
Organism: Tachysurus vachellii
Lineage: Eukaryota; Metazoa; Chordata; Actinopteri; Siluriformes; Bagridae
Gene: htr1d
Product: 5-hydroxytryptamine (serotonin) receptor 1D, G protein-coupled
Exons: 2
Coding region: 768-1913 (381 amino acids)
Biological process (GO): smooth muscle contraction; vasoconstriction; chemical synaptic transmission
Cellular component (GO): plasma membrane
Molecular function (GO): G protein-coupled serotonin receptor activity
Source: RefSeq, a predicted model, not a curated record
CUAUAAAACGACUUUGUUCCUGCUGAGCUUUAUAAGCGCUAAUAAUCUCUUUGAAAGUCGCUUUUUGGAGGUGCGGCGCAGGAGAGUGGCGUUUACGCACAGCACUUUUUUUUAAACACUCGACAGUGUGAUUGAUGAUCUGGAUAUUUCACUGAAAUGGACUCACAGGUGAAGAGUAAAAUGUGAUCGAGGCUUAAGGCUGAUGGAGUGAGGAAGGAAGUGCUGUAGAUCACUGGAUCUCAAAGUGCAGCAUAACCGAGAAGAUCUUCACUCUGACAUGGAUUGAAGACAAAUUCCUGAGCUUGGCCUGGUUCCUUUCAUCACGAGUAGCAACCAGCUUCAGAAAGUUCUCCUUCUUCUUCGUCUUUUUAGCUAUUUUUCACUGGAGAGUCUCUACUAGUGAUCUAUCUGAGCAAAGUGGAGGAAUUUCUAUAGAAUUUAGCCGGCUGAUAGAACUGCUCGUCGGUACAAGCACCAAAGGGUCGGAUCGAUUACAUAAGCAGAAUGUAAAUGGGAGAAAAUGAGAGUCAAUUAUGAACAGUGCCAGAAGGUUUUUGUAUCUACGGCAUCCAGUAUUGGGUACAGAUUUUUAAAUAGCUUCUGUUUUAGACCUUAACUAAACCUUUAGUCCAGAGAUCUGAGCUAGAUUGAUUAGAAACUUUCUCUUAUUGGGGAAAACUUGUUUUAUAAUGGCUUAUGCAACUGUUAAAUUAUUGCAAAUCAAGCCUCUCUCUUGACGGUGUAGCUAUGAGCAGGAACACAGAGGCAUGAUGGAUGAGUACAACACCACUGGUGAGGUUUUGCUCUUUAACAACACGACCAGCUUGGACGAUUCAGAGCCCUGGGAUGAAGCAACACGACUAGGUGUCCAGAUCUCUCUCUCGAUCAUACUAGCUAUAGUAACUUUGGCAACGAUGCUGUCUAAUGCUUUUGUAAUUGCCACCAUUUUCCUGACACGCAAGCUACACACACCGGCUAACUUCCUUAUUGGCUCUCUGGCCCUGACAGACCUACUCGUGUCCAUACUGGUUAUGCCCAUCAGCAUCUUGUAUACAGUGUGCAAGACAUGGACUCUCGGGCAGGUGGUUUGUGACAUCUGGCUCUCAUCAGAUAUCACUUUCUGCACUGCAUCCAUCCUGCACCUGUGCGUGAUUGCGCUGGACCGGUACUGGGCCAUCACGGAUGCGCUGGAGUACUCUAAGAGACGGACGACUGGCCGGGCUGCGCUCAUGAUUGCAGUUGUCUGGGUGAUCUCCAUUUCCAUCUCCAUGCCUCCGCUCUUCUGGAGGCAAGCCAAGGCUCAAGAGGAGUUGACUGAGUGUAUGGUCAACACGGACCAGAUCUCUUACACGCUCUACUCCACUUUUGGUGCUUUUUAUGUGCCCACCAUACUCCUCAUCAUCCUUUAUGGGCGAAUCUACGUGGCUGCCCGCAGUCGGAUCUUCAAGUCCCCAGCAUCUAGGGCAAAACGAUUCACUACGGCUCAGCUCAUCCAAACAUCAGCUGGCUCAUCGCUCUGCUCGCUCAACUCCUCGUCCAAUCAGGAAGGGCAUCUUCACCUAGGAGGGGCCGGAACUGGAGGAGGAGGGUCUCCAAAUUUCACAAACAGCGUUAAGGUUAAGCUAGCAGAUAGCAUCCUGGAGCGAAAACGUUUGUGUGCGGCAAGAGAAAAGAAAGCCACAAAGACACUGGGCAUCAUCUUAGGAGCUUUCAUUGUCUGCUGGUUGCCCUUUUUUGUAGGAACACUGGUCAUGGCUAUCUGUAAGGACUGCUGGUUCCACCCAGUGCUGUUUGACUUCUUCACCUGGCUCGGCUAUCUAAACUCGCUUAUCAACCCUGUGAUCUACACGGCCUUCAACGACGAGUUCAAGCAGGCCUUCCAAAAGCUUAUCAAGUUUAAGAGAUGCUACUGACACUUCCAAACAGAGCUUAAACUCAAGAAGGUUGGUGUAUCAGGCAUGAGCAAUGGUAGAACUUUUUCUCUGGCAAUUACUUUGUUUUAUUCAUAUGCAAAUUGUCACACUGUCAUGAUUCACUAUGUUUGACCAUGAUUUAUUUUUUGUAUAGUCGAAUGACCAUGAGGCAGCUUGUAAAAAUAUGAGCCAAAUUGUUGAUGCUACCCCAUAGAUUUACUUAUUAUGCAUGUCUUAAUGUCCCUUUUGUCUUGUAUAGAAAAUAUUUGUCCUGUAUCUAUAAGCAAUUAAAGAGAGUAAGAGUCUUACCUCACAAAACAGGAGGACUCCUGAAAUGGUAUGCUUUCACAAA